CCGGGGAGAGGAAAAACAAAAAAAAAACGUCUCUAAUCCAGUAUUUCAGGUGCCGCCGAAGUCGACCAUUGCUCCUCUCCAGCGAGCCGCAGCGGGACCGCGAGCGGGACGUAAGGAGUCCCGAGCGGGGCUUUUUUGUUGUUUUGUUUCGGCUAAGAGAAAAGAUACACCCAGAGAAGCCAGAAGUUUCGGUGUCGUGAACGCAGUACUUUCUCCUGCGGGUGUUUUAAAAAUAUAUAGAUAUAUAUUUAUAUAUGUACUUUACCAGCGUCUGCGCCUUUCAGUUAACGUGACACGUUUUGACCAGCGACUCCUUCGCCUUCUCGGUCCCUCCCUCCUCCCUCCCUUCCUCCUCCCACCCCGAAACUCCACGAAAAUACUUCAACUCUCGCUCCCACUGAAGGAUAUUACGGCACUUCUGGUUAAUUUUUUCUCUCUGAGGAGCGGGACGGUGAAGUAACCUUGGAGGCAUGCUGGAGAACCAGUUUAGACACACACAGCACAUCUUUCAAUCGUACUUGCAAGCGGUGUGGCGCCAGAGUUCUUGGACCCGGCCGUGUUUCCUGUGCAGCCUGGACGAAUCUUCGCCAUGGAUGGACCUCUGAGAGGGACCAUUAAGUCCAGCUGCACGUCUUAAAUAACAUCAGGACCAUGUGGCAAAAAUAGCUGACCGGCAUCCACAAUCUCCCUCCGACGCUGUUUGUGCAGAGUCAUCAAGCCUACAGGAUGACUGUGUCUUGUAACUCCGUCAUCAAAACACAUCUUAUUACAAGUAUUAGACCGCUGAAUAUCAAAGGCUUGCCAAAACAAAGACUCGGAUUGUGAGGGCGCAAGGGGGACUUUACGCAACAGACAAAAGUCAAAGGAUCGCCUACGCGAGCUGCAGAAAUGGAUUAGAAGCCCAUGUGUGACAGGGCAGCUGCAGCAGCUCGUGGAAUUACUUGAACCCGGACCGUCGGGUAGUCACUCCGUCACGUUCCUGCCUAAAGGCAGACCCAUCUAUCCAAUGGCAUGGGCCAAGUUCUUCAGAAAGCCGGGGGGCAAUCUGGGCAAAUCGUACCAACCGGGGAGCAUGCUGUCUCUGGCCCCCACCAAGGGACUACUGAACGAACCGGGCCAGAACAGCUGCUUCCUCAACAGUGCAGUGCAGGUACUAUGGCAGCUGGAUAUCUUCAGACGCAGCUUGAGGCAGCUACCUGGACACUUCUGUCUGGGAGAAUCCUGCAUAUUUUGUGCUUUAAAGGGCAUUUUCUCCCAGUUCCAGCACAGUCGGGAGCGCGCCCUGCCCUCUGACAACCUGCGUCACGCCUUGGCAGAGACCUUUAAGGACGAGCAGCGCUUCCAGCUGGGCUUCAUGGACGAUGCCGCAGAGUGCUUUGAGAACAUACUGGAGAGGAUCCACCGGCACAUUGUGCCUGAGGAGACGGAUGCGUGCACUUCAAAGUCUUGCAUCACGCACCAGAAGUUUGCUAUGACGCUUUAUGAGCAGUCUGUGUGUCGUAGCUGCGGGGCAUCCUCCGACCCGCUUCCGUUUACAGAGCUGGUGCAUUAUGUCUCCACCACCGCACUCUGUCAACAGCCACUUCAGCGCAAAGACGAGUCAUUCGGGGAACUGUUACAAGCGGCGAACACGAUAGGGGACCUACGAAACUGUCCAAGCAACUGCGGCCAGAGGAUUAAGAUCAGACGGGUCCUCAUGAACUCCCCAGAGAUCGUUACCAUAGGUUUCGUCUGGGACUCGGACCAGUCGGACCUCACAGAAGAAGUUAUCCGCUCGCUGGGGCCUCAUCUCAGUCUCUCUGCUCUCUUCUACAGGGUGACAGAUGAGCAUGCCAAAAAGGGCGAGCUGAUGCUGGUGGGGAUGAUCUGCUACACGAGCCGUCACUACUGUGCCUUUGCCUUCCACACCAAGUCCUCCAAAUGGGUCUUCUUCGACGAUGCCACUGUGAAAGAGAUUGGCUCCAGGUGGAAAGACGUGGUCACCAAAUGCAUCAGAGGUCACUUCCAGCCUCUGCUCCUCUUUUACGCCAACCCAGAUGGGAGUGCUAUCGCCGCAGAUGAUGCCUCAAGCCAAAACAGUGGCCAGCCUCAUUACAAGGCCUCUGUCAAUGGAGAAAUGCAAGGCUUCGAGUCUCCAGUUGUAGCCGUCAAGAAGCUGGACCUCACAAGGGAGAAUCUGAACACUCUGUUGGGCCAAAUCCCUUUGAAAAAGAAGACCCCUUCGACCCUCAGCAAGGGCAGCGGUCAGACCGGUGGAGAACGGGGACCAGUGAAAAUCGGCAGUGGCGAUCCCAAGAGUCGCCCGAGGGAUAUUUUUCGAGAGGUCGCCCAGAGAUCAGGAGCGGCGCGUGGGAUGCUUCCGUCCAGAAGAGAGCCUGAUAAGAGCGGCCAUCGGAGGCCGGAGUUACGCCACAGAGAUCCCGGUCAGGACAGGACCUACUCCCGCUCCGUCUCCCCUCCAGAGAAUGGCUUCAAACAACACGUGGAACCCCGUCUGUACAGCAGCCAAGGAAAAGGUCCCACGCGGACAGAGCGAACACCCCACCUUGGCGGGAGGUCCUCCCACGACCCCCCUCGCGCCCACUCGAGGGUCCAGGCGUUGCACACCGUGCCCGUCAGUAGUGGUCAUCACAGCCGGAGAAUAGACCAAGUCCCCAACGGAUACGACACUGACAGCAGCCAAGACUCCAGGGAACGUCCCAUGAGCAGAGGGAACCACCGCAGCAGGCCCGACCGCCCCUGGAAGCCCGUGCGCGAGGCGUUAAACGUGGACAGCGUUUUAAGCGGCGUCCACCCGGCCGGUCAGGAGCGACGGCAGCAGAGCCCCGCGCGGAGGAGACCCAGCAGCCAGUCGCCCUCCCGAGACCGGGAGCGCGAGUCCUCGUGGGCAGGCCGAGAAGAGCGCCAGCCGAAGAGCCUCAUGACCAUCUACGAGGACGAGCAGCGGCACGAAACGGGCGGCAGCCGAAGCUCGCUGGACUCGGACGGCCGCCACAGCGACAAGGACCGGCCCAAGGGCUCGGCGGUUCCGAAAGUGAGGAACGACAACUGGAAGAUCCAGCGGGCUGAGUCCGGAUACGAGAGUAGCGACAGACUCAGCAACGGCUCGGCAAGCCUCGACUCCCCUGUGGUGGACAACCUUUCUUCCAAAGACCUGCGGACCAUUCCUGAGCUGCAACUCACGAGGGAUCACAUCCCUCAGAGACGAAGUGAUGAUUUGUAUGCUGACUUAUUGCACUCCACAAACUCCACUGGUGAACAAGAAAGACGAUCUCCAGAUCUACGAGACGGAGACAUCCUGUCUGGUCAGCCAAUACAAAGAAGACGCGCCUUCCGAUACACUCCUGGGAUUUUGGAAAGGAACAACGGUCCGGACAGCGAACCGGAGGACGACGGGGACGGGAGCCCCGUGAGCCCCGUCCCUGGCUACUUCGCAAAGACCAGCAGCUCCGAGUGGAACAGCUCGGACGACCUCGCCGGGCCCUUCUCCGAACAAGACGAGGCCGGCACCGCGGCCCGCCUAGACCCUUUCACGCACAACCGCCCCCCGCCUCUGCCCCCAAAGACCUUCGGCGGCGGUCACGCCGACGCGUCGGCCGUCCACUCCCGACCGCCGGAAGUGCCGGCGCGGUUGAGCCCCCGCUACGGGCCCAAAAGCGACUCGUCCCCGCUGUCGCACACCGCCCUCCGUCGGUGGAUCGAAGCUCCCGCCGAGCACAGGCUUUCGUCGGAUGCCAGCUCCAGGUCGGGGUCGUCGGAUCAGGACCGGAACGACCUGUCGGCCAGCGAGAGCGACGAGAGGUUGCCCGGUCCGGACCCGGGGCCCCGCGACGGCACGGGCUCCCCCGCUCAGACCGAUGUGGCUUUUCCCACCACUUACUUUUCGGUGGAUAGCUGUAUGACGGACACUUACAGGGCCAAAUACCAUAAGAGACCCGGCGCCCACGUGAAGGCCGACGACCACACGUCCUCGGGGGAGAGCGAUGUGGAAGGGAGGCUGCCUUUGUCAGACGUUCAACCCCCGCAGCUUAUCAAAAGCAGAUCGGAAUUAGGCUAUCCUACCACAAAGACUACUGCAAAGUGGAACAUGGUUACUUCAAAAGGACUCGAUGAGCAUGGUUUCCUAUGAUUUUAGGUGCCGGCCUCGUCAAUCGACCUUGUGCAAUCCAAAAAUAAUUGCUAUGCACUACGACUGCUACAGUUUGACUCCUUCUGACUGGGAUGUGUAUUAUCAUGUAUACUUGUCACACAGAAAGUCGGACAUGAAACUGGAUGCCAAAGAGAUUGCUAAAAGAAUGGCAGGUGUCCUUAAUAGCUAUCGUUCAGUUUUGGUAUGAACAACUAAACGCUUUGAAUGAAUAGUGAACUUGCACAGUACCGCAGAGGUACAGAGGCGAAAGAAUGUUGCUGUUUGGACUGCUGGCGUUGAAAAGCAAAAGGGGGUUGGGUUCGUAAAGAAUGUGUCACUAGAAGCCGCUUUUCCAAUCAAGAGAUUCUACGUUUUAUUUCGUGAAACGCUUUUAUUUGCUGAUUUCGAGCCUGCAGGUUUAAUGUUACAAGGGGUCUGCCUCUCUUUGUCACAUGGUAGACUAAGCUCUCAGUUGGUGUUGAAGGAAAAACAAAAGGUUCCUUUAACAUUCUUUGGUAGAUUUUGUAAAGUAAUGCAACCUGUUGAUCGGCCUUUUGGAUCCCAAGGAUCCGUGUGCAUACGAAGUUCUGGGAGGCCCUCAGGUUUCUUUCUUUUGCCUGAUGAGACUUUGUCAAAGGAAAGAAACGGCAGAGAAACCCUCUUCUUGUUGGUACAAGAGCUUUAUUGACCUUUGCAAAUUAGACCUACAGGGAUUUCUUCUGCCUCGCUCUUGACAAAACUUUAACUCAGAGUAGAUCUCAUAUCUCUGACCAGGGCCUAUGAAGGUACAUAUGCUAAUAGAUUGAUUGUUGGUAGGUAUGUGGCAUGGUAACCUCGAAGGAUAUCCCACUUUACUUACAUGCACAUCCUCACACUCCCUGAACAGUUUGUUUUUGUCUUUGAACUGUGUUUCUAUUUGUUUUUCUUUAACACGCUGAUCAGUAGGCUUAAUUUGAUUUGUUUAUUUUUUUAAUCAAUUAUGCAGUUCCCUCUCAUGUUUCUUAUGAAUAAAUUGUCAUCUAGGGAUGGAUGAGCAUUUGUAAUUGUUUUGAGAGGGAUUAUUGAUACGGUUGUGAAUCUGAGUAGUGUCUACAUUUUGUUAAUAACUGUUUAAUAUAUGCAGCAGACUCUAAUGCACAGUGCCUUUUGUAUUUUUCUAUGUCAUGGUCGCAUUAGAUUGGAAACAUGGUUUGUACAAUUCUGUGAUUUUUGAAUAGUUUUUGCAUUUGUAUUGAUUAAUAAUUGUUAAAUAAACUUUUAUUUAAGCAUC
Gasterosteus aculeatus aculeatus (three-spined stickleback) is the source of this 5399-nucleotide messenger RNA. RefSeq names its product ubiquitin specific peptidase 53a (gene usp53a). The record is from RefSeq and is a predicted model, not a curated record. NCBI's taxonomy places the organism in Eukaryota, Metazoa, Chordata, Actinopteri, Perciformes, Gasterosteidae. Gene Ontology annotation, cellular component: cell-cell junction. Gene Ontology annotation, biological process: sensory perception of sound; response to auditory stimulus; protein deubiquitination. Gene Ontology annotation, molecular function: cysteine-type deubiquitinase activity.